Messenger RNA from Eptesicus fuscus (big brown bat), 3588 nucleotides. It is a transcript of the gene SH2D4A, whose product is annotated as SH2 domain containing 4A. The record is from RefSeq and is a predicted model, not a curated record. The coding region runs from base 248 to 1600 and encodes 450 amino acids. Gene Ontology annotation, cellular component: cytoplasm. Gene Ontology annotation, molecular function: phosphatase binding. The transcript is spliced from 10 exons. Lineage: Eukaryota; Metazoa; Chordata; Mammalia; Chiroptera; Vespertilionidae.
CAGCUUCCGCCGCCCUAACUGCGCUUGGCGGGUGCGCGGGGCCCAGCCAGGUUCACGAACGGCACUGUGGGCAGGAUGUUUGGUGCCGGGAACCAAGAGCCAGGGUGCUGAAUGAUCGUCCCCCGCCUUCGGGGUUGCUGUGAGUCUCUGGGAAGGUCCCUCCAAGUGCCAGCCCAGGUGGAGGCACACCUGGAAGCCAUUUUCAAGAACCUUUGCCACAGGUGUAAAAGACUCCAGGCCCGAGAAGAUGCUGAAACAGAUACUGUCGGAGAUGUACAUAGAUCCUGAUCUGCUGGCAGAGCUCAGCGAAGAACAGAAACAGAUCCUGUUCUUCAAGAUGAGAGAGGAACAGAUCCGCCGAUGGAAAGAAAGAGAAGCAGCGAUGGAAAAAAAGGAGUCCCUGCCAGUGAAAUCCAGACCAAAGAAAGAGAACAGCAAAUCUGUUCAUUGGAAACUGGGAGCCGAUAAGGAAGUCUGGGUGUGGGUUAUGGGCGAACACCAUCUAGACAAACCCUACAACGUGCCCUGUAAUGAAGUCGCUGCUGAGAGCACCCAGCCCAAAGCACAGCAGGAAGCGGAAGAGCUCAGCAAAGCUCAGUCCAAAGAUUUCACCAAUAGCUUGACCACAAAAUCACACUACUGUGAUCUGCAAACACCAGGUACCUGGGAGUCUCCGAACAUCUGUAAGAAAGAGGCAGGACAGGAGGAAGCGGACCCAGGCUCGAGACCAGCACCGACCCUUAAAGAAGAGAAAACCCCAUCACCCUCCAGUUCCUCAAGAAAUAUUCAACAAAUGUUGACAGAUUCUAUCAAUCGUAUGAAGACAUAUGGAUUUCACCAGAAGAAAGAAUCCACGAAGAAAACACAAGAUGAAGAAAUAAAACAGAUAGAUGAAGAGAGAACCAAGCAGAUUUAUAAGAGCUGGAAGGAAGAUUCGGAGUGGCAGGCAUCUUUGCGAAAAUCCAAAGCGGCUGAUGAGAAGAGACGCUCCUUGGCUAAGCAAGCACGGGAAGACUACAAGAGGUUAUCCCAAAAUGGAAGGAGCAGUGAGGGACUGCAGAGCCCCCCAAGUGUUCCUCUGAAACCAAAGAGACCCCCCCUUCCACCCAAGCCGAAAUUCCUGAACCCAGCGGAAUAUCCUCCCAAGCCUUUCAGAAAUCAGGGAGUGACAAGGACAGCACCCAGCUCUGCCCAGGAGGACAUCAUCCGAUGGUUUAAAGAGGAGCAGCUACCCCUGCGAGCAGGCUUCGAGAAGACCUCCGACGCCAUAGCCCCCUGGUUCCAUGGAAUUCUCACACUAACGAGAGCGAAUGAACUUCUGAGCACGUGCAUGCCAGGCAGCUUCCUGAUCCGAGUCAGUGAGAGGAUCAAGGGCUAUGCCCUGUCCUACCUGUCCGAGGACGGCUGCAAACACUUCCUCAUCGAUGCCUCCACCGACUCCUACAGCUUCCUGGGCGCGGACCAGCUGCAGCAUGCCACCCUGGCGGAGCUGGUGGAGUAUCACAGGGAGGAACCCAUAACCUCCCUGGGGAAGGAGCGCCUCCUGUACCCCUGUGGUCAGCAGGGCCAGCCUCCUGACUACCUGGAGCUCUUUGAGUGACAGCCCCCAAGGUGUCAUCCUGCAGCCCCUGGCUGGGCUUUCCUGUGGACAGACACGGCUGAAAUGGACGUCUGUGUGUGAAGCCAAAAUGACCCUGCUGCAGAGCCAGUCCUGAUCAGCCAACAAUAUCCUUGCGGUCCUACAGAAAUCCCUCUUCUGCACACACACUGGAGUUUGAUGCUAAGAGGAGAUCACCUCUGCAUCGUAUGCACUCCGAAAGUGAAGGGAGAUUCCCCAUUUCAGCAACUGCUUAACAUGAAGGAUACACCCUCAAUAAUGUAUGGAAGGCAAAGUGAACAAAGAAGAAACUGGAGACUUUGAGGAAUGAAGGUGUUCUUUAAAAGCCAGUAGCUCAUGGGAACUAUUUCACGGCCUCCACACUCUCCUUUUGCAUCAUCUGAAAAAGUCUCAGGGCCUGUUUAUAUGAAGUUACAUGCUGUCUUUAGGGAGCUGGCAAUAGAAGCCUUUAUGGACGGCUGAGAUGACUCUCCAAACACACUUCACUUUUUGUGCACAUUGGAGCCAGGAUGUAAGAGACAUAGCAAAACAAAGCCGGGAAUGGAAGUUGAGUGCGUUUAAAGUAUAGGGUGAGGGGCUUAACAGGGACAAAAACACCGCGGACUAGGAGAGCGAGCUGGUGUCUGAGUGUCCUCAUCCUGGAGAGCCAGGACACGUUGCCCGUCUACCUUGGCUCUAUCCAGAGUGCACCGGGGAUGGAGUCUGUGCACAUGUGAGGUCCUACGUGUUAGUGGUGACUGACAUGAACACAAUAGUGAGCUGUGUGGAUGCUACUUCUUGUGGGUUAAACUGUGUCCCCCAAAAGAUAUGUGGCAGUCCUAGCCCCCCAUAUCUGUGAACGUGACCUUAUUUGGACAUGGGGUCUUUGCAGAUGUAAGCAAGUUAAGAUGAGGUCAUACUGGACUAGGAUGGGCCCCAUAAUCAAUGCCUGGCAUCUUUGUAAGGAGAGAGGGAUUUGGGAACAGAGGCUCGCAGAGAGAAGGCCAUCAGAUGACAGCAGAGACUGGAGUGAUGCAGUUGUAACCCAGGGAUGCCAGGGACCACUGGCGACCACCAGGAGCUAGGAGAGCCGCAUGGACAGGCCUUCAAAGGGAACGUCGCCCCGCUGACGCGUUGAUUUCAGACUUGUAGCCUCCAGAACUAUGACAGAACAAAUUUCUGUUGUCUUAAGCCACUGAGCUUAUGGUAGUUUUUAUGGCACCCCUAGAAAACCAGUACAGACAUUUAUGUAAUUACAGAACCCGAUGUGCAUUAUAUACCAUACAAAUGGGAGAUGUACAAUUGCAGACAGGCACCCCGCCCUCCUCAUAAUGAAGGGAAAAUAGGAGAUGAGAAGAACCUCCCACUGGCUCUGUUUAGCUCAGGACAAGAAUUGCUCAGUCAGGAAUCUUCUGCCCCACUGCACCCUACCCCCACCCCAGCCUCCAUCAGGGGGAAGGCCUGACCGAGGAGGCUCGGGGUCACUGAUAUCAUUCUCUGGGAAGAUGGAGAUCUACUCAGACUUCAGGCCUGCCUCCCCGCAUCAGCAGGAGGAAGCAGAAGGUGGUAGCACUUUGUUCCCGAGGUCGUUGGUUGUCUAAAGCACUCGCUGACAAUGUAAAAUGUAACCCACAAAGAGGGCGGGGUGCCUGUCUGUGCAUAUAUAUGUGCGAGUGUGUAUGGGCGGAGAUGUGUACUUUAGUGAGGAAGUGUUUAAACACAGAGUUGUUAUGUUUCUUCAAAUGCUCCAUGUGUUUUCUAUUGUCUGAGAGACAACUGUCAGUGAGCGUCUAAGAGUGUCUCUCCGCUUCCUCUCUGUGACUCAGCGACCAUGACGUGACAGGAUUGCAGAGAUGGCGCCGGGCCGGAAGCCAGGAACUUCUGUUCCCGCCUCUUCCCACCAUGAGCUCUGUGGUCAUGGAUAGGUCCCCUCACCUCUCUGAACCUCACCUUCCACUUCUAAUGAAAUAAAACAAGGGAUUUUAACUCGA